UUCCAGGGCGGUUCGCGGGCGGUUCCGGGGCGGUCCCGGGGCCGUUCCGGGGCGGUGCCGUGGCCGGGGCCGGUGGCGCCAUGGCCGCCGCUGCGGGGCUGGCGCUGCUGGCGCUGCUGGCGGCGGCCGGGGCCGAGCGGAGCCGGAAGGUGUCCAUGGAGUACAACCCUGGCUGGAACAGCUCCUCUGUGAACCUGCUGCACGUGCGGGCGGUGGGGCCUGAGGACAGCCUGCACUACGUGUGGAGCAGCAUCGGGGCCCCUUCCGUGCUCCUGGUGGCCACACGGAGCCCCAACAGUGCCCUGAGGGUCAACUGGACCCAGCUACUGUCACCCAGCCCUGCUGGGGCCAUCUGGAUCGACCCUCCCGACAGCGUGCUCUAUUCCACGGCCGUGGUCUUCACCAAGCUCUUCGAGUUCAGCGAGGCCAAACCUUCGGAGGAGCUCUUCUACCCCACCUAUGACCUGUCCGAGUUCUCCUGGGACAGCCUCAACCACACCCUGAACCACACGGCGCUGACGGCCGAGCUCAGGGGGGUCCCGGCCACCGACCCCGGCGGAGCCUUCGCCAACGGCAGCCUGGCAUUCCGGGUGACAGCCUACGAGUCCAGCGGCCGUGCGGUGCCGCUGCCCAGCCUGCAGCACACUCCGGGCAGCUCGCAGCUCCAGUUCAUCGUGGCCGGGGUGGCCCCGCGCGGGAGCGGCUCCCGGUUCCGCCUGCAGCUGGCCACGCUGGAGCCACCGGGGGCGGCACGGCACCUCCGGGCCCGCAGCUCCAUCGACGACGAGUACACACCCAGCGUCUUCCAGGUGCUGUCCCUGCAGUGGAAGGCGGCUGACACUGCUGUCUGUCUGUCUGCCUGUCUGUCCAUCCCGCAGGUGCUGUCCCUGCAGGCAGAGCCCCCCAACAGCAGCUCCCCGCUCUCCUUCCUGCAGUGGAAGGCGGCCGCCUACGGCUCUCCCAGCCCGCGGCGCGAGGACGGGAUCGGCUGCAGGGCCGGGGGGCUGCACGUGGCCAGCGGGACCCCCCCCGGGACCCCCCCCGUGCUCAGGGCCUUCUUUGGGGACAGCCUGGCCACCAGCACGGCCAGCGUCCUCAAUGUCACCUUCGGGGGCGAGGAGGGACACGUGUACCAGGAGAGGAGGUACCUCAGCUGGUCGGUGCUGCUGGGCUUCGGGGAGCCCCCCAGGGACACCUUCUCACCCCUGGUGAUCUCCAUCACGGCCGUGGCGCUGGGCACCCCGCUGGCCAUGCUGCUGCUGGGCAGCUGCCUGCUGCUGCUGGCACAGAGGAGACGCUACUCGGAGUACGAGCCCAUCAACUGAGGGGGCUGGACCCCGGGAGACCCCCGGGAUCCUCCCCUCCAACCCCGGGAUCCUCCCAUCCCGGGAUCCUCCCACUCCUGGAUCCUCCCAUCCCGGGGAUUCCCGGAUUCCCUUCCCAGGAGUGGCCGUGGCUGCUGCCGCCCCCUCUGUGUCCCCUCUGCCACCCCCCCGAGGGGACCAGGGUGACACUUGCAGGUGCCCACCUCACCCCUCCCUGCCUCCUCCCCCUCCCCACUGCCACUCCUGCACUCCCGGAUUUUUCCUGAUCCACGCGGCAAAGGGAAGCCAUGGGAGGAGUUUGGUCAGGAAAAUCCUCCUCCUCU
Molecule: messenger RNA, 1648 nt
Organism: Serinus canaria (Common canary)
Lineage: Eukaryota; Metazoa; Chordata; Aves; Passeriformes; Fringillidae
Gene: GLMP
Product: glycosylated lysosomal membrane protein
Exons: 7
Coding region: 81-1325 (414 amino acids)
Cellular component (GO): lysosome
Source: RefSeq, a predicted model, not a curated record